AUGACUAACAACACCACAGAUAUCUUGGGCGCGCUAAGGCCGAUAGAGAAAUUAAGGCAGAGGUGGGGAACUGGCGAUGCAUGUCACAUAUACCCGAAGUCGAUCUUGAGGGCGUUGGGACCUUCCUGGCCGAGCUCGCGGUUGAGCUCCUCCUUGGCCUGGGCGAACGCGUCCUCCUUGGUGCCGUCGUCGGCGCCGCUCUCCAGCACCGUGCUGACGGCUCUGAAGAUGGGCUUCCACCGCUGGGCCUCGAGGUUCACCACCCCCAGCGCCCACUUGAGCUUCUCGGCGUCGCUGGUCUCUGGCCUGUGGCGAGAGAUCACGGUAAUGGCCUGCGCCAUGGCUUCCUGCCGCAGCUGCAGGUCCUCGUCCCCAGCGGCGACUGGGCUGUUGCUGGCGGGGAGGACGAAUUUGACCUCGAUGGUGCGAGCAUCAUGUCUGAAAAUCACACUGGCCCUCGCCUUGUACAUCGCGCUGGCAGCGGCAAUGCUGUUGCAGCUGGCGGAGAAGGCAAGCAGGAGGAAGAGGAGGCGGAAGGCGGCCAUGGCGAAUGGAAGAUUGGUACGUCUCCUCUCCUGA
Messenger RNA from Triticum turgidum subsp. durum (durum wheat), 579 nucleotides. NCBI's taxonomy places the organism in Eukaryota, Viridiplantae, Streptophyta, Magnoliopsida, Poales, Poaceae. The record is from the annotation of a GenBank genome assembly.